AUGUCGGGCGCACGGCAUUGGGAGCAAGACAAGGAGGCUACCUGCUAUGUCGGUAACCUCGAUGAGCGCGUUACUGAUGCCCUGGUUUGGGAGCUUAUGUUGCAAGUCGGGCGCAUCGUCAAUGUUCACCUACCCAAGGACCGUGUCACCCAGACGCAUCAAGGAUAUGGAUUCGUUCAAUUCAUUAGUGAAGAAGACGCAGAAUAUGCUUCCCGGAUUAUGAACGGAAUUCGUAUGUUUGGAAAGCCCAUUCGUGUAAACAAGGCAUCCGCAGAGAAGGAUAAGGGUGUGGAAGUUGGCGCAGAGCUCUUCAUUGGAAACCUGGAUCCCAUGGUCACCGAGGACAUGCUUCAUGAAACAUUCAGUCGCUUUGGCCUUCUCGCCAAUCCCCCAAAAAUUGCCCGUGAUGACAGUCAUCUGUCAAAGGGUUACGGAUUUAUCUCUUUCGCCGACUUUGAAGCAUCAGAUGCUGCGAUCGCCGGCAUGGAUGGUCAACACCUCAUGAAUAAGCAAUGCACCGUGCAGUACGCUUACAAGAAGGAUGGACGGGGAGAGCGCCAUGGUGACGAGGCCGAGCGCAUGCUAGCCGAUCAGGCCCGGAAACAUAAUUUCAAACUCCCCACCCAACAAGUUUCGACUCCAUUCCCUGGAGCCGGCUCAGUCCCUCCCGUGACGCCAAUGCAAAUUGACGAUAACUCACAUCCUCUGAGUGCUACUCCCAUGACACCUGACGUGAGUAUAGGACAUGUCAUGCCAAUGGCAUACCAGAAUGCGCCUCCCCUGCAGCGACCCCCGCAACACAUGGCCCCGCCUAUUGGUAUACCUAUGCACAUGCCUAUGGCACCGCUCGUCGCGGCCCCGCCAGGGUUGCCUGCCCGGCCUCCACCCUCACAGGCUGGAUAUGGUGGACCCCAAUCCUUCCACCCAUCAGGAUAUGUUGCUCCUCCUGGUCAGCAACCCCCCUUUGCCCAUCAGGGCGCACCACCUGGAUUUGCUCCUCCUGGCUUUGCUCCUCCUGGCUUUGCGCCACCUGGAUUUGCGCCACCUGGAUUUCCCCGGGAGGUGCACCGGGAGCUCCUUUGCCCCCAGGCUUUCAGAACCGUUAAUAGCGUUCACACUACCCCAGAUGUAAUAAGACGGGGGUCAACCCCCUGCUAA
This is a messenger RNA of Penicillium taxi, 1158 nucleotides long. RefSeq names its product U2 snRNP complex subunit HSH49. The coding region runs from base 1 to 1158 and encodes 385 amino acids. Lineage: Eukaryota; Fungi; Ascomycota; Eurotiomycetes; Eurotiales; Aspergillaceae. Gene Ontology annotation, molecular function: RNA binding. Gene Ontology annotation, biological process: positive regulation of mRNA splicing, via spliceosome. The transcript has 3 exons. The record is from RefSeq and is a predicted model, not a curated record. Gene Ontology annotation, cellular component: U12-type spliceosomal complex; nucleolus.